AUGCCCCGCGUCCCCACAACCAAGGAGGUCGUGCCCGGCGCACCCGUCAACAUCGUCUUAAAAGCCGACCAACCAACCGGUCGCACAGUCUCGGGGACCAUUGCCGCCGUGCUGACUCGCGGGAACCAUCCGCGGGGCAUCAAGGUCCGACUCACGGAUGGUCGUGUUGGGAGAGUGCAGUCCAUGGGGAUGGGGGGGAAUUCGCAACCGGCAGCGACAGCGACAGAGGGACAGUGGACGAGGAGAGGCGAUCCUCCCGGGGCCGAGGUCCCCUCGUCGAAUGUCGGCCUCGAUGCCUAUGUGGUUAAUGCCAGACCGCGGCAAAACCGGAGAAACGAACGGCGAGAUGAGCAUCAGGACGAGCCUAAGGAGGAAGGCCCGACGGUGACUUGUCCUGUUUGUGGGGAUUUUGAGGGUGAUGAGACGGCUGUUGCGCAUCAUGUGGCUGGUCAUUUCGCUGACUGA
Aspergillus campestris IBT 28561 is the source of this 465-nucleotide messenger RNA. Its product is annotated as YwbE family protein. The record is from RefSeq and is a predicted model, not a curated record. Lineage: Eukaryota; Fungi; Ascomycota; Eurotiomycetes; Eurotiales; Aspergillaceae. The transcript has a single exon. The coding region runs from base 1 to 465 and encodes 154 amino acids.